AUGAUCCGAGUGCUCCUCCAAGAUUGCCACGCGAGACUUCGCAAGUACCGUCAAAGGACAGACCAAGAAAAGACCAGAUGCUGUGAGUUCAUGGGUGAGAUCGGUACAAAUCUGCUCCUGCAGAGGAUAGCUGAACAAGCCCGCGAACAGAGAAUGAUACGAGACCCAGCACUGGAGAACAAAUUCCGAAAGCUGCCCAAUCCAACGUUGCCCAGAAACGACAAACUGGUGCACAGCCUGUCGUCAAAGGAGCUGACGAAGGAUCAGAUGCAGGUUUUAAGGCACGAAGCUUCAUUCAACACGACUGACGCCAAACCUGUUAACAUGAUUGCAGCAGUGGAAUCAAUCCUUGGUCAGACGGAGGCAACGGAGGAGACCACGAGCCUCAUCCGACACCAAGUUUCGUCUCUCCCAAUGGCCCUCAGGCCGCGGGAAGUGCUUUCAAAGGUCGAACUUGAUGCGUUUAGAGAACUCAAACUUGGUCAUCGAUCCAGCGGAUAA
Messenger RNA from Spirometra erinaceieuropaei, 501 nucleotides. The record is from the annotation of a GenBank genome assembly. NCBI's taxonomy places the organism in Eukaryota, Metazoa, Platyhelminthes, Cestoda, Diphyllobothriidea, Diphyllobothriidae.